Molecule: messenger RNA, 5192 nt
Organism: Sitodiplosis mosellana (orange wheat blossom midge)
Lineage: Eukaryota; Metazoa; Arthropoda; Insecta; Diptera; Cecidomyiidae
Product: putative sodium-dependent multivitamin transporter
Exons: 16
Coding region: 701-2476 (591 amino acids)
Biological process (GO): sodium ion transport; transmembrane transport
Cellular component (GO): membrane; cytoplasm
Molecular function (GO): symporter activity; ubiquitin-protein transferase inhibitor activity
Source: RefSeq, a predicted model, not a curated record
GUGUGUUGAGAAAUACAAUUCUCAUCUAAAAAUAAUUGUUGAUUGUAUUUUGUAAGAACGGUCACGUUUUCAACGGUCAAACAAAUGGGUCAAAUCCAUAAAAUUCCGUUCAUUGAUUUGUUUGAUCAAAUUUUAAUUAGUGCAUAUGCGAUUUCACACACGCAAUCCGAUCGAUGAUUGACGAAGGAACGACGACAUUCAAAUUAACAAUCAUAAACUUUGAAUAAACAGUGAAGUUAUAAAAAAAAUAAGGCCAGCAAUGAAGCCAAUAGGCAUUGGAUUUAAUAACUUGAGCGAAGAUAGCAGUUAGAAGAAAAGAUUCCGUCUAAGUAAUCAGACCUUUAGAUAAAGCCAACAAUUUCACUUUGGAUUCUGAUUAAUAAGUGAUUUCAAAUGAUUAGAAUGAUAAACUGUGAGAACGCUUAAACUAAAACGCGUGAUUAAAACAAUUCAAAGCAAAAACCAUCUACAGAACGUUUACAAUGUCGAUCGGUUAUCAAGUUGUAAAAUAUUGUAACGACACCUUAUUACAACAAUGGCAAAUAGCGUGAUAAGCAUAUUUUAUUGAAUAUUUUCUCGUAUAAGCUAAACCAAAAUUGUUUUUCGAAGUUUGUGUUUUUGAAUUUGUUAUCAUCGCAUUUCGUCUGGCUUGUACACUUGACUAUACGCAUCGAACAAAGCUACCUGACCUCUUGUAAAAAUGGCUACAUUUUCGUUAUGGGACUACCUCGUUUUGGUUGUUAUGCUGAUUAUAUCAGCCGGUAUUGGAUUAUACUAUCGCUUCACCGGUGGUAAACAGAAAACAACGAAGGAAUAUUUCCUCGCAGACGGCGGAGUCUCCAUAUAUCCAGUUUCAUUCAGUUUGAUGGCCAGUUUUAUGUCAGCCAUUACUUUGCUUGGAUUGUCCACUGAGAUUUACACUUACGGCAUUCUGUUUGUUGUUAUCAACUUCUCAUAUGGAUUUGCCACCGCACUAUCAGCCUUUUUUUACUUACCAGUAUUCUACAAAUUACAAGCAACUAGCGCCUAUGAGUACUUAGAAAAGCGUUUUGGAGCAACAACGCGACUUAUAGCCUCAAUAACGUAUUCACUUCAAAUGAUACUGUACAUGGGAGUUGUCCUGUAUGCCCCAGCAUUAGCAUUGGAAGCGGUUACGGGAAUUUCAAAAGAAAAUUCCAUUUUGAUUAUUGGUUUCGUUUGCACGUUCUAUUCGACAAUCGGAGGCAUGAAAGCUGUCCUUGUUACUGACGUAUUUCAAUCAUUACUUAUGUUUGCUGCUAUUUAUUGUGUCAUCAUUGCUGCGGCCAUUCAUGUUGGUGGAAUAGGUGAAAUUUGGAAUAUUUCGCGGGAAGGUGGUCGAUUGAAUUUCUUCAAUUUCGACUUGGAUCCAACCGUGCGUCACACAUGGUUCUCUUUAAUCAUUGGUGGUUUUUUCACAUAUUCCACAAUUUAUGCGUGCAAUCAAACACAAGUGCAGCGCAUGUUGACGGUUAAGAAUUUGAAGGCAUCCCAGAAGGCGAUGUUUUUAAAUUGGCCCAUUCUAUCAUUGCUCAGCUUGAGCACCUGUUUCAGUGGUCUUUGUUUGUACGCAUACUAUGCCAAAUGUGAUCCACUUUUGCAUGGAGACAUCACAUCGAGAGAUCAGCUGAUGCCGAGAUUUGUUGUCGAUGCGAUGGGUCAUUGGCCGGGUCUAUCGGGAAUAUUUGUAUCUGGCAUUUUUUCCGCUAGUUUAUCUUCAGUUUCAGCUGCACAGAAUUCGCUAGCCGCUGUCACACUGGAGGAUUACAUUAAACCACUGUACUCAUAUAUAAAAGGGAAGCCACUUAAAGAAACGAAAUCAACUUUACCAUCGAAAAUAAUCGCCUUUUUAUAUGGAUUAGUCUGUAUUGGUGUUGCUUUUCUAGCGCAAUACUUUGGAGGAAUUCUUCAACUCUCGCUAUCAAUAUUCGGAGCUGUUGGUGGCCCAUUGUUGGGAAUGUUUUCAUUAGGAAUGUUCACAUUGAGAGGAAAUCAACGGGGUGCAAUUACUGGCCUCAUAAUUAGUUUAGUAUUUGUUCUGUGGAUUGGGUUUAGUCCAAAGCCUUUACCUCCAACGCUUAAUUUUUCAAAGGACGGGUGUCCGAACACUCCUUCACUGGUUACAACGCCUGUACCUAUCACCACACCCGCACCAACCAAUGCAACAGAGAUUGAAUAUUUCUGGUUAUACAAAAUAUCCUACAUGUGGUAUGCGCCGCUUGGCUUUUUCCUAUCCCUUAUCAUUGGAUGGAUCGUCAGUGUGAUUCUUGAAUCAUUCAACUUAGGCGGUGAGCCGACAAUCUAUACUGAUAAAAACCGAACAAUCAUUAACGCCGACCUCUUCACACCGCCUCUCGCCAAGCGUUUACGUAAGCGGAAUGCCGAGAUUAUGGGAAAGAAUUUUGCGGUUGCAAAUGGGGAUUUUGGAGCACAUACUGAAAAUAGUACACAUUUCUAGAGUUGAUCUGUCCAUUUCUUGAGCUGAGCUCAAAUGCUACAGAUAACAUAUACGGCAAAUCAACUUUUGGAUCGCAGAUUUUUCUGACAUUUUCAAACAAUAAAUUUUACAAAAGUCUCUGAUAAAAAAAAAGUAACAAAAAGUCGAUAUGAAUACAUUUGAAAAAAGAAAAAGUUUUAACAUAGUGCAAAGUAUUUAUUCACACAACUAGCAAGUAGAGAGAGAGAGUCUUCCAUUCAGCACACAUCGAUGUAUUGAAGUAAAAUCGUCAAAAAAAAUGUAGUUGAUUAUUAAGCUGUUUAUCAAGUGUUGUUGAAAGAAUUUCAAUAAAAUGCUAUAUUAUCAUGCAUGAAUGUGAUACCGGCCUGUCUAUUUGUUUAUAUUUUGUGACAGUGUCAUGUUUGGGACAAAAAAUGCAAUGAACUGUCAACUGAUAAAUGUUUGAGAAUGAUUCUGUCAAAUUAGUAUUGCGUAGCCAAAAGCCGAACGGAGUUAGUUGGAAUCAAUUUUGUAUUCAUUGAUCAUAAAAUAUAAACAAAAAAAAAACAAAUCGAAAAGGCGGUGCCUGAAAAGUUGGAAUAUUUCAUCGUUGCAAUUAGUGUGGUCAAUCUGAAUGGAUGCAAUGGUUACUGAAACGUUGAAACCGCCUGAGGAAAAAUUUUCCACUCAUUUGGAUGAUUUGCUCGCGAACAAACAAUCACAAGAUGCGCUGGAACUCAUCGAAAAUGGUGACAACGAAAGAAAUGUCAUCGACAACUGUUCUGAAUUAAUAACCACAGUCGUAAAAUAUCUAACUGAUCAGAAUUUAGCGCAAAAUUUUGAGCUGCACAAUGCAUGCGAAAAGAUUCUCAUUAAAAUUGCCACGCUAUGUGAUGAGUCAGAUGCGGUUUUUGGGUUGCUUGAAAUAAUCGAUUCGACCGAAACGGACAACACCGUUGUGUCAGUGUUAAAGGCGCUGCAAGCACUGCUAUUGAAGCAACCGCAACAAAAUUCACGUGCUCUGGAAUGGGUGUUGAAUUCCGUGCAACAGUAUGCAAGUGAAUUACCGUUGUCGAUACAGCUUCGCAAUCGGAUGGACGAUGAAGAGGAGCAAUUGUUGGAGGAAGAAGAUGAGGUUAAGCGUAUAGUCAGUUUUUAUAUUUUCAUGAUAAAAUUCUACGAACCGAUUUUGGAUAAAAUCAUUGAAAAUGAGCCAGCCAAUAAUACUUCAUUCCGUAACAACGGUCUGACCCAGCGAAACAUACUUGCAUGUUUCAUCAUUCAGCUGUUUGGCAUCCCAUUUGCAUACCUCGAUCUGUCUGAUCCCACGUCGAAUGCUAAAAACGACAGAGGAGUUACACUCACAAAUAUUUACAGUCGCCAAUGUGUGACGUCCCUCGUACACCAUUUGACCAAAUUGGUGGUGAAUCCGUUGCAAUUGAUUGUAUAUGGUCAGCGACGUGCUCUUUGGCCGUAUGUCUUCUCCGAAUCGGAUGAUCCAGAAAAAUACUCGUUUAUGCCGUUGGACAUUUUUCUGCUGGACGCUAAAGUUUCAAUCACCAGCUUAGCCGUUAUGUUCUAUGCACUGUUUGUGGAAAAUCUGUUUGAACAAAGCAAACCGAAGAUCUAUCGUGGCAUUUAUCUGUUGGAAAUGGGCCUGUAUUUUGCCACUGAUCUCCUGUCCGGCACAGAGGAAACGUUACACACUAAAGGAAUCCGAUUGGCCGCUAAACUUUUGCAAAAUCUACAUGAUGAAAAGCUCGAUGAUGACACAUUGGAUUUGGAUAUUCACAAAAUAUUCGCCACAAAACUCAUCGGAGUCUUGGACUCGACACAAGUGCGCCGAAACAGUCAACUGGGUGUGGAUCUGUUGCAAAAGUACAUCGGCAUAUUUAAGACAAUCAACGCAAAAUAUUUUCACAUCCAACAUUUGCUCGAAAGCACAACAAAUAAUAAAAUCCGAAGUUUACUGGUGACCAUUUACAAGAAUGUCAUCGCCGACCAAAUCAACGCGGUCGAUGCCAAUGCACAGCCCGAAGUGUCGGUAUUUUGUCGAGGUGAAAAACUCAAAUGGCUAUUGCUUAAUCGCAUUUGCAUAAUGCCCCGCGGUGUUGAAACGGAUAUUUUACAGCACAACGAUUUGAUAAUGGCCGCAUUGAAUAUGCUUCGUUUCUUAGCCAUUCGCGACAAAAAGAAUGCAACACAAAUCUGGGAUUAUAUGAGUGAAAUUGAAGAGAAGUUCCUAAAAACGUUGCGAACAUCGUUGGAUUGCACACGAGCUCAUUACAAACUUGAAGAGAAACGGAUUCAAGAGAAAAAGACUGCCGGCGUUGAGUGUGAAGUGAAAAUACCUGACAGCGAAUACAUGGAUAUGUCGGAGGAGAAUCAACUGCGAAUGCUUGCCAUCGGUCAGAAUACCUUCGAUUUGAUUGAUAACGUAUUAUGCCAUUUGAUUGAAUGCAUCGAAGCUUAUCGAGCUAAAAAAUAAUCACAAAUUUUAAUUUGGAAUUUAAACAAGGGGCAUUUCGAAGGAGCGGAAGAGAGAAAAAGUAUCACUUUAAAGAUUUAAUUGUAGCAUGAAUGAAGAUAAAAUCUCUUUGUGAUAAAGAAAAUGCACGUAAAAAUGCGGUAUUUUUCUAAAAGAAAAAAAAAAGGACACAACUUUUUAUAACAUAUGUAUACAAAUUCAACCUUGAACAAAAUAAAACUCCAUUUCCAUUGAACCUUCCUCAAUCCA